Molecule: messenger RNA, 2092 nt
Organism: Cryptomeria japonica (Japanese cedar)
Lineage: Eukaryota; Viridiplantae; Streptophyta; Pinopsida; Cupressales; Cupressaceae
Product: mitogen-activated protein kinase kinase kinase 17-like
Exons: 2
Coding region: 383-2092 (569 amino acids)
Biological process (GO): protein phosphorylation
Molecular function (GO): ATP binding; protein kinase activity
Source: RefSeq, a predicted model, not a curated record
GCGGCCCUUACAAUCGCAUCUUUUGGUUUUUGCUCAACAUUACUGACCUUGUGUCAAAGGGAGAGACACCCCUUUUAACUGCGCAACUUUUGUGAUGCGAGUGGAACAAAAUAAAACUAUUGAAAGAUUUUACAGCGAGCAGGCACGUUCAGCUCACGAGUCGCCUUCGCGACCCAGACUGUAUCUCCUCCGCCGAAAUCCAAACGAAUCUUUGCAAAGUCGCACGUGUUAAAUCUAAUAUGAUGCUUUUCCACAUGACUUUUGAACGGAAAUUAGUUGCUCUGCGUUUCAUGCUUUCCAUGUCCCAUCCAUUCAACAAAGCCUUUAUAAGCAACUCCCAACUGCCUUGUUACCCCAUCACAGGAUUCAGAAAAGAUCGGCCAUGGGAACCAAAAGCAACACUGGCAGAUGGUUAAGGGGCAAUACUAUUGGAGCUGGAGCGUUUGGCACAGUUAGCCUUGCCAUUGACAACUCUAAUGGCGAGCUCUUCGCAGUAAAGUCCAUGGCAGCGAGCUCUGUUUCUUGUUUACAACAUGAAUUCAACAUUCUCAAUUCUUUGGAAUCUCCAUACAUCGUGCGCUGCCUGGGGAUGGAGUACAGCAACGAAAAUGGUGUGGAGUUGUGUAAUUUGAUGAUGAAGUACAUGCCAGGCGGCAGCGUGGGAGAUCUGCUGACUAAGUUUGGCGGACAGUUGGACGAAUCAGUGAUCAGAAGCUACACUCGCGACAUCCUCCGUGGGUUAGAUUACCUCCACAGGCAGGGGAUUGUGCACUGUGAUAUCAAGGGAAAGAAUGUGCUUGUGGGAAGCGGUGGAGUUGUCAAGCUUGGUGACUUUGGAUCUGCGAGGAGGACAGAGGAAAAGGGGCAAAUAAGUGUUUUAAGGGGCACCCCAUUGUGGAUGGCUCCAGAAGUGGUGAAUCAGGUAGAGCAGGGGCCGCCUUCAGAUAUUUGGUCCCUCGGCUGCACCGUGGUGGAAAUGGCCACUGGGAGGCCGCCUUGGACCAACGCAUCGAACCCCCUUGCAGCCUUCUAUCUCAUCGGUUGCACAGACGAAUUGCCCGAAUUGCCUGCCUGUCUUUCGCCUGAAGGUCGGGAUUUUCUGGACAAGUGCUUCCGGAGAGAUCCGAAACAGCGGUGGACCGCUGCACAACUGUUGGAACAUCCUUUUCUCUCUCAGAUCGACUGCUGCUCUGGGACAGGGGCGAAAAGGGCUCCUCUGUCUCCCACCAGUACUUUGAAUUUUGGGAGUCCUGAUUGGGAUUCUUCUGCCUCUUCUUCUAGUGUACCAAUUUUGUCUCUGCCCAUUGCGAGGCCUUCUGCGGAAGCUGAAGCAGAGGAGGAGAAGGAAUUUGUCAAGAGGCCUUCAAUUUCAGCCAAGAACAGAUUGGCGGUAUUGGCCGCUAGAGGUGAGCGGCCUGAUUGGUGUGCAAGCCCCCAAAGUGGGGACUGGAUUAUGGUGAGAUCCAACUCCCCUUUGUCAAAAACUGGAAAUAGCUUCGUAGAGAUGGAAUGCAAUUACAGGUUAGAACGCAGGAAUUGGGAAAUGGAAAACUGUGUAACGUCAGCCGUGGAGGACUCGGAAGCAGGGGUUUAUUGUAAAUGUGAGCAGCCUUCAAAGGCAAUAACAGGGAUUUGGAUUGUUGAUCAGGCUCAUGAAUUGUAUAGAAAUUAUACUAAAUUUCAUGACAGAGCAAUAGGAAGAGAAAAUAUGUGCACUUCUGGUACCAAUCAUUGUGGUCCCUGUUGUUUAGUGUUUUUUAAUAAAGUUUGCCCCAAAAUAUCUGUAAGUGGGCAAUCAUGCAUCAGCUUUACUACUGAGAUCCCUCAUGAUAUUAUUUCACAACAAUUAAUAGCAAUUCAUAUGAUUUGGCUACACGCCUGUGCAUUUUUUGGUCUACGAAUUCAGUUGCAAUGUAAUUCUAGGAAAUUUAAUGUGAGGCAUCAACGACUUCCCUUCUCUGACCGCCUCGUAACUUUCGGGGAAGGUGGAAAGAAGUACAAGCGCCUACGCCUCUUAUGUUUUCUUACAUUCUACGAAAUGGUCAACGCAAGAUUGAAUUUGCUAAUGGCGACCUUUUCACAUUGGAUUUGA